This is a messenger RNA of Eucalyptus grandis, 1211 nucleotides long. Its product is annotated as 23.6 kDa heat shock protein, mitochondrial. The transcript has 2 exons. Bases 543 to 866 code for a protein of 107 amino acids. The record is from RefSeq and is a predicted model, not a curated record. Lineage: Eukaryota; Viridiplantae; Streptophyta; Magnoliopsida; Myrtales; Myrtaceae.
GAUUCCAGACAGCCAACAAUGGCGCGCUCUCUCUGUCUUUUUUCCCCUUCCCCAAGCAAUCGCCCUCCUCCUAUUUAAACGUCCCCAAGCCCCUCCCAACCGAAUCAAGAAAGCUUCGCUACUCGUCGAACGCCAGUCGGUAGCUCACUCUCGAAAUUCUCCUGCAAGCUCCAAGCGCGAUCGACAAAGGAUGGCGUCUUCGCUCGCUCUCCGGAGGGCUGCCGCCGCCACCGCCACCGCCACCGCCACCCACCUCCACCGCCACCGCCACCGCCACCGCGGCCGCCUCGUCGGGCCUCCUGUCCAGGCUGAGCAACCCGCUCCGCGCCGCCUCCGUCGCCCCUCACGUUGCUCGCUCCAUCAAAACCAGCUCUCGGGUGCGGUAUUACGAUGAAGACGACAGCGUCGAGGUCAAGAGCCGUGUCGAGGUCGAGGUCGAGGGCGGCUCCGAUCGCCCCACCGCCCCCCGCUACCAGGACCAGGACCUUGAUGUGUCUGAUCUGUUGUGGCCGACUCGGAGCCUGAGCCAGGUGCUGAACCAGAUGGACCAGUUCAUGGGCAUGGGGGCUGCCGGAUGGAGGAGGGGCUGGGACGUGAAGGAGGAUGACAGCGUCCUCAUCCUCCGGCUGGACAUGCCCGGCCUGGGCAGGGAGGAUGUGAAGGUCUCGGUGGAGCAGAACACCCUGACGAUCAAGGGCGAGGGCGAGAAGGAGUCGGAGGAGAGCAGGAGGAGGUACUCCAGCAGGCUGAAUCUGCCGCCGUACCCGUACAAGCUCGGGGAGAUCAAGGCGGUGAUGGAGAAUGGCGUGCUGAAGGUGGUGGUCCCCAAGGUGAAGCAAGGAUAUUGUAACUUAAAUCAAUUGUAGGAAGGGACUUCCUUGGGGGGUGAAGGUGCUAGUUUUCCCUUUUUCUCUAGCAGUAAUUUCUGUCUGGUGUUUCCAGAGAUGACUCUUUAGACAAUAAUAGAUAGAGAAGCAAGAGGAUGCGUGGCUCUUCCGCUUGCUUCGCUUCUUGACGAGUUACUGAGUCCUGUCUUUUUGUAAAGCCUUUCACAGACGAUGUUUUUCUUCGAUGAAAAUCGGAGAUAUCUGACAAACUGAGUUAGUCGUCAUUUGGGUGUUUUCCAUCUUGUUUGCAACGGAUAUUGGGAUUUGCUCUGGAAAAAGCAUAGAUGGUAUUUCAGUCGAGCAGGGAGAUUCGAAGCGGAUCAA